AUGAAGGCGUUCUGCAGUGCUCUGCUGGCUCUGUGCUGGGCUUUCAGGGUCGGGGAAUCUCGAGAGAGCCUCCUGAUGCAGAGCCGGCGCUGCUACAAUGACUACACCUCCCGGACCACCUGCAUGUGGCAGGAGUGCACAGCGGCACGUCGCUUCCUCAAUGUGACUCUUCACCAUGAGGACAAUAUAGGCGACUCCUCCUCACCCUUUUUCUCUGCACAUAGGAGAAGCACACAGAUCCCAUGUGAGCCUCAGGGAGGCAAGGAGUUGCCGAUCUGCCAGGACUCCUGUGUCUGCUGGAGCUGCCACGGGAACAGCAUCCAUUUUGGACUUCGGGUGAACGACAAUUACAGUUUCAAACCUGAUCGGUUGCUGCAGGCUGAGCUGAACGUCAGCCUCUUCCAGAAUGUCCAGACCCUCCCACCUCAGAAGCGUUGGAUCAAUGUCACAGAAGCAGCCUGGGAAGCAGCUGGAGGGAGAAAGAGAAGACACCGGCUGCCCAAUGAACUGGAGCUUGACAUGACCUACAAGCAAGAGUGGGAAUCCUGGGAGAAAUCUUCCUCGCUGUCAGUCGCAAAAUCCUCCCAUUGCCUGCUGAGUUGUGAUGCCCUUGUGCCAGGCAGCACCUAUGUAGCUCGUGUGCGAUCCAAGCCGAGCCGGGGCGCUGGUUGGUCUGGGCAGUCCGGCGAAUGGAGCACUGCCGUGUCCUGGAAGUCCCAGGAAGGGGAUGAGGCUCAGCCCAAGAACCUUAGCUGCCUCUUCAAUGAGGUUGAUCGGCUAAUGUGCAGCUGGGAAGUGAGGAGAGAGGUCACCAGCUCUGUCUUGUUCACGCUCUUCUACAGAACCCCACCAGCAUCAGAAGAGACAGAAUGCUCUCCAGUCCAUGAGGAGGAAUUGCCUGGCAGCCACUACCUGCUCCACAGCUGUGAGAUCAAUGUCACCAACCCCAGCAGGCUGAGCCAGUACCUCAUAACUGUCCGGCCCAAGAAGUAGGAGAAACUGAUAGAAGCCACCCAAAACAUCAAGCCGCUUGCGCCUGUCAACGUGACAGUGAUAAAGACGAAAGACCAGGAGUAUGAGCUGAGAUGGACAAAACAGAUCCUAAGCUAUGACCAUAUAGGCCAGAGAUAUGAAUUCUUGUAUUGGAAGACUGGUGACUCUUUGGAGAAUGCCCAGAUUGUAAACAUCAGCAAUGACAAGCCUCCCCGCAUCAUCACCCUGCAGAUGCUGGAGCCCUCCACACACUAUAGGGGGAAAAUGCGGGCGAGGGUGCACUCGGAUGGCUACAAGGGGUCCUGGAGCGAGUGGAGUGAGGAGUGCACCUGGGAAACAGAGUCAGUCUCUUCACCACUGAUCCUCCCACUGCUGGUCCCAGCCUUCACCAUCAUGCUGAUAGCAUUUGGCUGGUGUGGUUAUAGAGGCUUACUCAGCAAGAAGAAAAAAUGGGAGGAAAAGAUUCCAAAUCCCGGCAAGAGCCAGCUGCUCCAGAGCUACUUCCAGGUAAGAGAGAACUGCUGA
This is a messenger RNA of Emys orbicularis (European pond turtle), 1518 nucleotides long. Its product is annotated as cytokine receptor common subunit beta-like. The record is from RefSeq and is a predicted model, not a curated record. The transcript has 11 exons. Gene Ontology annotation, molecular function: protein binding; cytokine receptor activity. Gene Ontology annotation, cellular component: external side of plasma membrane. Gene Ontology annotation, biological process: cytokine-mediated signaling pathway. NCBI's taxonomy places the organism in Eukaryota, Metazoa, Chordata, Testudines, Emydidae.